GACCAGAGAGCGGGCGAAGAUGUCGGAGGUGCUGCCCUACAGCGAGGAGAAGCUGGGGCCCUACGGCGACGGGGCGGACGUGGGGCAGCUCUCCUUCACCUGCCGCUUGCAGGACACCAACAACUUCUACGCCGGGGGCCAGACCAAGCGGCCUCCCAAGCUGGGCCAGAUCGGCAGGAGCAAGUGUGUUGUGAUCGAAGAUGACCGAAUUGACGAUGUGCUGAAAAACAUUCCCGAAAAACCACCUCCAGGCGUUUAAAUCUCCCCACAGAGACACUGAGUCACAAAGAGGGGAAAUACGAUGAUUUACCUUGUAAUGAGUGUUGUUGGGGUAAAAAAAAAAAUCGAACAACAUCAAAAUGAGGGGGGGGGGGAAGCAAACCAAUAGCACUUUGAAGUUCUUCACUGCGAAGCCAGUGAUCUAUCUUGCGAAUUUGCAAAUUGUAUCUUAAUAUCUGGCUGCGACGCAGACGAAGAUGACCGAGGAAGGUGGCUUUUGCUUGCAGGCUGCCUUGUCCUCACAAACCAGUCAAAACUGAAAGAGCAAAAUAAUUUUUU
Messenger RNA from Heteronotia binoei (common prickly gecko), 558 nucleotides. It is a transcript of the gene CAMK2N1, whose product is annotated as calcium/calmodulin dependent protein kinase II inhibitor 1. Gene Ontology annotation, molecular function: calcium-dependent protein kinase inhibitor activity; protein kinase binding. The record is from RefSeq and is a predicted model, not a curated record. Lineage: Eukaryota; Metazoa; Chordata; Lepidosauria; Squamata; Gekkonidae. The coding region runs from base 20 to 259 and encodes 79 amino acids. The transcript is spliced from 2 exons. Gene Ontology annotation, biological process: negative regulation of protein kinase activity.